Molecule: messenger RNA, 6473 nt
Organism: Chinchilla lanigera (long-tailed chinchilla)
Lineage: Eukaryota; Metazoa; Chordata; Mammalia; Rodentia; Chinchillidae
Gene: Znf268
Product: zinc finger protein 268
Biological process (GO): negative regulation of transcription by RNA polymerase II
Molecular function (GO): DNA-binding transcription repressor activity, RNA polymerase II-specific
Source: RefSeq, a predicted model, not a curated record
CCCAGGAGCCAGGAUCUUUAUUGCACUGCUCAGGCUGGCCUCAUUCUCCUGCCUCAGGUUCCCAUGUGGCUGUCUGUGGCAGUACAGUAUUCUUUCUCCAGCUUUCUUGGUGGGAACAGGAAGUUUCUUAUGAUCCAGCUCCUCUAGAGCUAGCUGGGCAUGGAGCUUGACCACAUCCUCAGGCUCUAAAUGCACUGUGGGCUUCAGCAAGUGAUAGAGAUCCUUGAGGACAUCCCUUAGUACCUCAGUAGUGAUAGUAACUGUGAACACUUGAACUUCAUAGUAAUCAGGCAUGCUGUCAUCCUGUCUCACUGGAAUUCCAUUUCUUUAAUAGAAUUAGCUCUUAAGGUUAUCUAUUUUUGUCAUGGUGCUGGGAUCAAAUCUAGGGCUGUGCACAUGCUUGGUACCACUGAGAUAUAUCCCUAGCCCAAGGUUAUAGAUAAAUUUUUGAGUGAAUUUGGUAACAUAUCUUUUAAUGAAUAAGUCUGUUUCAUAGAGCUAUUAGUGUUUCCGUAUUUGUUGGAUCAGUAGUGAUACUGUCUUUCAUUUUUUACAUUUGUAAUGUAUAUCAUCUUUCUUUUUCUCUUGGAUAUAAUACUUCACUUCAUUUGGGCACAUAGGUAGGAGAACAGCUGCUGAACUAUAUAGCAAGAUUAUAUUUAGGUAUAUAAGAAACUGUCAAACUGUCUUCCAAAGUGGCUGUACCAGCAGUCAGUGAAAAUUCCUGUUACUCCACAUCCUCUGCAGCAUUUGUUGAAAAGAUGAUUGAUUGGGUGCACAUCAGUGAAUGUUUCCAAUAUAAUUUUUAUUUCUCACAAAGUGGAGUGUAAAAAAUUAAUCCCCUAUGCAACCUGUUGUUUUUCAGAACCUUGGUAAAAGAACUUGUGAUUGGAUUGGCAUGUUCCAUUCUUGAGACUACUGUCAUUCAUAGAUGUGUUUGUGGAUUUUACCUGGGAGGAGUGGCAGUUGCUGGAUCCAAUGCAAAAGUGCCUGUACAGGAGUGUGAUGUUAGAGAACUACAGCAACCUGGUCUUCCUGGGAAGGUGCAACCUCCUUGAGGGGAUGUGUACAGUCUUCAGGCUUCUCCUCCUCAGUUGCUGGAAAGUAGGGCUUCCAUAAAAUGCUGAAUUAUGUUGGCCUUAUACUCAAGGAUCAGGUAUUCUCAGUACCGCACUGGCAUCAGAGUAUGCUGAUUGAAUGGUUUUUGCUUUGUCAAACUACUAAAGGGUGGUUUCAUCACAUCCCCUUACACCAGCCUGAAUUCCAAGUAAUUUUGGUCCAAGUUAUAUGUGAUUUUCUCUGCUCAGGGUAUCAACACACCCAACCUGAUAUCAUCUUCAGUUUGGAACAAGGAGAGGAACUGUGGAUGGUGCAGGCCCAGAUUCCACAUCAGGACCGGCCAGGCAAUAUCUGGGGAAUUGAUGAUCAUAUAGUAUGGCAUCAAGAAAACCAAGACAAGUUGCAAAAUGUGGCAAAAGGCUAUGGAUGUAAUGCAUCUGGACAAAUGUGUUCUAAGAGAAACUAUGCUUCUUCAAUACAGAAUCUUCAGAAAUGUGGCACACAUGGAAAGAGUUUGAAAUAUAUAGGUUUCACUGGCAGUUGUGCUCAAAAGAAUCCUAGUAGGUUUCAUAUACUUGGGGAAUCAUUCUUCCCUUCUGAAUAUGAGCAAACUUUUACUGGAAUAAAACACUGUGAAUGUAAUGAAUCUAGAAAAACUGUCAAUAAGAAUGUACAAGGUAUGUGCCAACAAGUGUGUAGUAGAGAAAAACCUUUUGAAUGCAGCUGCUAUGAGAAAGCCUCCAGUAGCAGGUCAUACCUUGUAGUACAUCAGCGGACUCACACAGAAGAGAACCCCUAUGAAUGUCAUGAAUGUGGGAAAGCCUUCAGCACCAAGUCAUACCUCACUGUACAUAAGAAGACUCACACAGGAGAGAAACUUCACAAAUGCAGUGAAUGUGAGGAAACAUUCAAUUUGAAUUCACAACUAGGUAUAUGUCAGACUCACACAGUUGAAAAUCCACAUGAAUGCUGUGGAAGAGUCUUCAGUAGAAAAAAACAGCUUGUUUCACAUCAGAGGACCUUAGGACAGAAACCCUAUAUGUGUGAUGAAUGUGGGAAAGCUUUUGGUUUCAAACUACAGAUCAUCCUCAAAAGAAUUCACACAGGAGAGAAAACAUAUGAGUGCAGAGAAUGUCAGAAAGCCUUUAACAAGUCAAACCUUGUGGUCCAUCAGAGAAUUCAUACAGGGGAGAAGCCCUAUGGAUGUACUGAAUGCAGAAAAACCUUAACAUUUAAGUCUCAGCUCAUUUAACAUCAGGGGGCUCACACAGGAAUAAGGUCGUAUGGGAAUAUUCAGUGUGAGAAGGUGUUCAGUUUGAAGUUGCAGCUCACUGUACAUCAGAGAAGUCAUACAGGAAUAAAACCUUAUGUAUGCAGUGAAUGUGGCAAAGCUUUCAGGAUCCAGUCAUACCUCAUGCAGACGCACACAGGAGAGAAACUCCAUGAAUGCAGUGAUUGUGGGAAAGUCUUCAGUUUUAAUUCACAACUCAUUAUAUACCAGAUAAUUCACAUAGGAGAGAGCCCCUAUCAAUGCUACCAAUGUGGGAAAGCUUUUAGUUGGAAAUAUCAGCUCAUUUCACACCGGAGGACUCAUGCAUGGGAAAAGUCUUGUAAGUGCAGUGACUGUGGGAAAGCUUUCGGUUUGAAAUCACAGCUAAUUAUACAUCAUAGAGCUCAUGCAGGAGAGAAGCCAUUUGAGUGCAGUGAAUGUCAGAAGGCCUUUAGUGUAAAGUCAAACCUCAUUGUCUAUCAGAGAACUCAUACAGGGAAGAAACCCUAUGGUUGUAGGGAAUGUGGAAAAGCUUUUACAUUCAAGUCUCAGCUUAUUGUACAUCAGUGGGCUCACAUGGGUGCAAAGCCCCAUGGGUGCAGUGCAUGUGGGAAGGCAUUCAGUCUAAAGUCACAGCUCAUUGUACACCAAAGAAGUCAUACUGGAGUAAAGCCACAUGGAUGCAGUGAGUGUGGCAAAGCCUUUAGGAGCAAGUAAUACCUCAUUAUACACAUGCGAAUCUACACAGGAGAGAAACCACAUGAACACAGUGAAUGUGGGAAGUCCUUCAGCUUCAAUCUCAUUGUGCAUCAGAGAAUUCACACAGGAGAAAAUAUCUAUGAAUGCAGAGAAUGUGGGAAAGCCUUUAAUAGGAAUGACCAAUCACACCAGAGGACUCAUGCAGGACAGAAACCCUAUGAGUGUAGUGACUGUGGGAAAACCUUUAGUAGCAAAUCAUACCUUACCAUACACAUGAGAACUCAUUCCAGAGAGAAAUCAUACGAAUGUAGUGAGUGUGGGAAAGCUUUCAUUUGGAAAUCACUGCUCACUGUACAUGAGAAAACUCAUGAAGGACCAAACCCCUAUAAAUGCAAUCAGUGUGAAAAAUCCUUCAUUGGGAAAUUACAACUCCUUGUACAUCAAAGAAUGUGCACAAGAAAGAAGUCCUAUGAAUGCAAUGAAUGUGGAAAAGCCUUCAUCAGGAAAUAGCUUGUUGUACAUCAGCGAACCCAUUCAGGAGAGAAACCCUAUGGAUGCAAUGAAUGUGGGAAAACCUCUCAGAACUCAAUUCUCAGUGCACAUCAGAGGAUACACACAGGAGAGAUAUCCUGUCAAUGCACUGAGUAUGGGAAAGCUGUUCUUUGGAAAUCACAGCUCAUUAAGCAUCAGAGAACUCAUGUAGAUGAGGAACAUACUACUGAAUUACAUAUAAGAAACUUAAAAGUCAAUUCACAGGAGAUGCCAACAAUAUCACACAGAAGAGAAGUUCUAACAGAAUUAUCUCUAUGUACACCAGAAAAUUCACACUGAACAGAAAAAGCCUUAUGAAUCCAUAGUAUAUGCAAGAAAAUCCACAGAAAGCUGUUCUUUACACACAAAACAGUAUAAAAUAUAGGAUCCUAUAGGUUGAGAAAGCUGUAUGAAAGUUUCUGGCAGCAAGUGUUUAUUUUUUUUUGAGACAGACCUUGUGUUGCUCAGGCUGGUCCUGAGUACUAGGCACAAGUGAUGCUCCUACCUUAGCCCCAUAAGUGAUUGUGACUACUGGUGUAUGCCACUGCAUCUGGCCUAAGUCACAUUUUUAACAGUUUCUACAUGUGAGGACCUACAUAAGUGAAGUGAAUAUAGGCAAAUCAUAUUAAUUAUAUGAUAAAAUUUAUAAAGAGGAAGGUUCAUGAAAUUGAAUAUAGAAUAGACUCCUUUGACAUUGUUUAUUAAGUAUGAGGAGUUUAAUGAGAAAAAUUACAGAACCAAUGAAUGGCAGAAUCACUAACUUUAUAGCAUUUUAGGUGCCAAGAAUAUAUAUCUUAGGAGAAAGAUAUGAGUAAUUCUUCACAAAUAUUCUCAUUGUUCUGCUUGUGUCAUAAUCAGGGAAGACUAAACAUUUGCUAUAGUAAGAUCAUGCAUGUGUCCCCAGACCUAGAUCUUUCCCUAGGUCUGGUUUUAUAAAUGCUGGUGAUAAACCAGAUCCAAAGAAUCAGCACUAAUUUUUAGAUUUGUCUAAAGUAUGUUUGACCUAAGUUGGGAAAUUGUGCAAUUACCAGUUGCCAUUAAAUGAAUUGUAAAUAUAUUUAUUUAAAAAAAAAUUCUUCAUCUAGAAAUGACAUUAUUCAGGAAGAAUGAAUAUGUAUGAACAUGUCAUGAGGUAAAUCUUCAGUCAUAAUGAUCACCUUAUUGUAUAUCAGAACUUACUCUAAAAUUACUUAUUUUAACUACUUGGAAAGAGCUUCCUUUAGAAAUGAUUUUUAAGGGAAAUUAUUUUGCAAAUGUUUCAAAUUUCAUGAAGAGUGGAGAAAAUACUAGAAAUAAUAUUUAAAGUUCUUUUUAUGUAACAAUCACAGUAAUACUAUAUAGAAAAUACUAGAAAUAGUAUUUAAAGUUCUUUUUAUGUAAUAAUCACAGUAAUAAUAAUGUAUUCUCAGACCCACAGAGGCAAUUUAGAAUAUUUUCCUGUUUGUGCUAUGUAAUAUGAAUUUUGCAUAGGUGGGCAUUUUACAUAUAAAUGCCUUAUGUAAAACUACUCAGUAGAUAAUGUUAUCUCCUAGUAACACUAUAUUUUCACUGUAUUUUUAACAAUUACAGCUUGCUGGUACUGCUUUAGUUAUAGAAAGCAAUAUGGUAUACAUUUCAUGGGUUGGUAUAUGCUGGAAUCUGUUCUGCUUUCACUGGCUAGAACAUACUAUUUUAAGAGAAGUAACCCUCACAAUGUACAUGUUCAUGAUGGAGCCAUCACUCAGGGUGCCCUUCUAAGGAUGAGGCAUGAUCACUAAGGAUAGCUGAGCUACUCCUCUGAAUUUUGAAUAGAGUUUUUAUGAACAAAACAGUCUGGGCUUUUAUCCUACCAUAGCAUCUUGAUGUGAUAAUUCUGCAUAGAUUUCCCACAAAAGCUUUAGUUGUUAUUUUCUUAACAUAAUUCAUUUUAUUUCUUUUAAUAUGAGUUAUUUGACCUCCUUGUACCUUGUUCUUUGUCUGGGUAUGUUAGCUGUUUUGUGUAUUGCUUAUAGCUUAGUAACUUCCUGUUUCAAGAGUAAGCACUAGAGUGAGGUGUAUAGGCAGAAGCUUGAAAGACUUUGUGGAUAUUAGGAAAUAGUGGUUUCCUACACAGGAGAAAAGCUUUCAAUUCUGUAUUCAUACCUCAUGGCAGGAACUUGGUCUUGGUACAAUGGGGUGAAAAUAGUUACUAGAAUCAUAUACAUACUGAAGCUCUGGAGAAAUGAAGUAGUUGCUGCUGAAAAACUCCAAAUACAGUAAAAAUUCUAGACUGUGGUCAUGUGGUGACUGCCUCUGGUGGCCAUGGGGAUCAUGGAGAAUAAUUUGUUUAAAGUCUCCAUUCAAGGGGCCAGAGGUAUAGCUCAGCAGUGCAGUGGUCUUCAGAAGUGUGAGGUCUUGAGUUUGAUUCCCAGUACCCACAAAAAACCCUUCCAUUCAAGAUGCCACAUUCAGAGCAAUAGACUUAAGAUGAUACUCCUGAAAUAUUUUUGUGUAGCUGUAGUCUGGAUAGAAAAUCAUAAAGCUGUUUGCUUGCCAAAAGUCAUUUUUCUUCACAUUGAUCACAUAAUUGUUUACGUGAAUGACUAUUAAUCUGGAAAGAGUAGGGCUGUGGCAGGUAAGACUAGGGCUGUCUGGGAAGGAUAUGAAUAUUAAAUACUGCAAAAAUUUUUGAAACACCUUCCAUUUUGUGCUGUUUACCUGAGAAGGGAGUCCUAGCUCUUACUGAAAGAAACUGUUCCUUGAGAAGAAGCUAAUAAUUUCUGACUGCCUAAUCUUUUUGGUGCUCUGUUCAUCAUAUAGAAUCCAGCCUCAAGAUUCAUGGGGUGAAGAAGGAUAAUUUACCAAAGAGGAACUUUGCAUAAAAAAGAAUUGCAAAUAUUUGCUAAAGCAGAAACCCUACAGUCAUCCCUCACUAUAUCGCAGUUCACUUAUUGUG